Sorex araneus (European shrew) is the source of this 501-nucleotide messenger RNA. Its product is annotated as ferritin light chain-like. Bases 1 to 501 code for a protein of 166 amino acids. NCBI's taxonomy places the organism in Eukaryota, Metazoa, Chordata, Mammalia, Eulipotyphla, Soricidae. The transcript has a single exon. Gene Ontology annotation, cellular component: cytoplasm. Gene Ontology annotation, biological process: iron ion transport; intracellular iron ion homeostasis. The record is from RefSeq and is a predicted model, not a curated record. Gene Ontology annotation, molecular function: ferrous iron binding; ferric iron binding.
AUGAUUGCUCGGAUUCUUCAGGGUCAUUCAACUGGGGUGGAGGCCUCCAUCAGUAACCUAGUGAACUUACAUCUGCAGGCCUCCUACAUGUACCUUGAUCUAGGCUUCUAUUUCCAACGAGAUGAUGUAUGUCUCAAGGAGCUGGGACACUUCUUUCACAUACUGUCCGAGGAGAAACUUAAAGGUGUGGAGCGCCUCCUGAAGAUGCAAAAUCUGCGCCAUGGUCACACUUCCUUUCAGGACGUAAAGCGCCCUUUCCAAGAUGACUGGGGCAAAAGCCAUAAGGUCAUGGAGUCUGCAGUGAUCAUAGAAAAAAGCCUCAACCGUGCCCUUCAGGAUUUGUAUGAGCUGGGUAUUGCCAUGGGAGACCAACAGCUCUGUGACUUCUUGCAGACCUCUUUCAUAGACCGGGAGGUAAAAGUACUGGAGAAGAUGAAGGUGUAUCUGGCCAACCUCCGCACACCUGUGUUGGUCUAUGGGAUGGGUGAACAGCUCUUCUAA